This is a messenger RNA of Microtus ochrogaster (prairie vole), 2078 nucleotides long. RefSeq names its product hemojuvelin BMP co-receptor (gene Hjv). The record is from RefSeq and is a predicted model, not a curated record. Gene Ontology annotation, molecular function: coreceptor activity. NCBI's taxonomy places the organism in Eukaryota, Metazoa, Chordata, Mammalia, Rodentia, Cricetidae. Gene Ontology annotation, biological process: BMP signaling pathway. Gene Ontology annotation, cellular component: plasma membrane.
GGGGCUCGCCAGCCACACUCACCAUCUGGAAGCCUCCCACUUUCCAAGCUCCAGUCUGUAUAAUUCUUGCCUUGAUCUCCCCAAAUUCUCUCCUCAUCAUCUUGACCCGUCUUCAGGCCCUUCUCUGUCCCCACACCCAGUCACAUUUCUUUUUCCAGCCACAGAACUGCUUGUCGACAUUCACUAGGUAGGAGGUUCAUCAGCUGGGAAGAACCGGCGCCUGGGGGAAUCUGGCUGGAUAGGUAUGGGGGAUCGCGGCCAGGCCCCUAGUCCCUGGUUCCCCCACGGCGGUCCCCCAACUCUAAGCACCCUCACUCUACUGCUGCUCCUCUGUGGACAGGCUCACUCCCAGUGCAAGAUCCUCCGCUGCAAUGCCGAAUACGUCUCGUCCACUCUGAACCUUCGGGAAGGGGGCUCAUCGGGCACGCCGCGCGGAGGCGGCCGUGGGGGGGUGUCAGGUGGCUUGUGUCGUGCCCUACGCUCCUAUGCACUCUGCACUCGGCGCACGGCCCGCACCUGCCGCGGGGACCUUGCCUUCCACUCUGCUGUGCACGGCAUCGAGGACCUGAUGAUCCAGCACAACUGUUCCCGCCAGGGCCCCACGGCCCCGCCCCCGGCCCGGGGCCCCGCCCUUCCCGGAGCCGGCCCUGUGCAUCCCGCCCCUGACCCCUGUGACUACGAGGCCCGGUUUUUCCGGCUGCACGGUCGGGCCCCGGGCUUCUUGCAUUGCGCCUCCUUCGGGGAUCCUCAUGUGCGCAGCUUCCACCACCACUUUCACACGUGCCGUGUCCAAGGAGCUUGGCCCCUGCUGGAUAACGACUUCCUUUUUGUCCAGGCCACCAGUUCCCCUGUGGCAUCAGGGGCCAACGCUACCACCACCCGGAAGAUCACCAUCAUAUUUAAGAACAUGCAGGAAUGCAUUGACCAGAAAGUCUACCAGGCCGAGGUGGAUAAUCUUCCUGCUGCUUUUGAAGAUGGUUCUAUCAAUGGCGGCGACCGACCUGGGGGUUCGAGCUUGUCCGUUCAAACUGCUAACCCUGGGAGCCAUGUGGAGAUCCGAGCCGCCUACAUCGGGACAACUAUAAUCAUUCGACAGACAGCUGGCCAGCUUUCCUUCUCCAUCAGGGUAGCCGAGGACGUGGCACGGGCUUUCUCGGCUGAGCAGGACCUUCAGCUGUGUGUUGGCGGAUGCCCUCCGAGUCAGCGACUCUCUCGCUCAGAGCGCAAUCGCCGCGGGGCUAUAGCCGUAGAUACUGCCAGAAGGCUGUGUAAGGAAGGGCUUCCCGUUGAAGAUGCCUACUUCCAAUCCUGUGUCUUUGAUGUUUCAGUCUCUGGUGACCCCAACUUUACUGUGGCAGCCCAGACAGCUCUGGACGAUGCCCGAGUCUUCUUGGCGGAUUUAGAGAAAUUGCACCUUUUCCCCUCAGAUGCGGGGCCUCCUGUCGUCCCAGCAACCGUCCUUGUACCGCUUCUUUCAGGCCUCUUUGUUCUGUGGCUUUGCAUUCCGUAAGUAGGCCAGCAACCCCGUGACUAGUUUGGAACCGAUUUGAGGGUAGAGGUUGGUGUGACAAAACACGAAGAUGCGCCAAAGAAAACAGUAAAGACAGGGAGCUACAGAAGACAAUGACAUUCACCCAGAAUCAGAUGAGACAGCAGCCCAGGACUCAAAUAAUCCCAGAGUAAUGAUUCUGAACCAGAGCUUUGCAUUGCAGACGUUGGUAGGGGCUCUUCACCGUGAAUUAAUUUCCCCAGUCCCGUUUGUAGUGGGUCUAUUAUUCCACUCCACACACACCUGCCUGACAUCACUCCUACAUGCCUAGGGGUUGUGAGAGUGCUAACGACCAGCAAAACAUUAAAGCGCUGAGAUGUCGGAAGGGCAAGAACUAAAAAAAGGAAGAUGUGAUUAUCUAUAAGAAAGUCGAACGAGGAGAAAAUAACGAGGGAAAACUUUUGGGUUCAGAAAUGAAGCGGGCAUUGUGUAGCUCUCAGACAAAGGAAGUCAGCUUUUGGAGACUAGAACCAAUACAGAAACUGGCAUCCCCAGCCCUCACUAGUCUGUUAUUAAAGCUAUGAAUUCU